UUGUCGGGUUUUGUUGUCCAACCUCGGUACAUCCUCACGCCGCUGUCUCCCCUUAUUUUCCUCAGGUCGAGCGGUUCCGUUUCUUGAGGUAAAUCUUAUCGUUCCCAACGGGAUAAAGCCGAAUCUGCAUGGAGAUUGUAUAUUGAAAUGUUGAACGCGUUCAACCAACUUCUUUGCUUCUGAUCCUCACAUUACAACUGUUACUUAAGCUUUAUCGGCAUGGCGUUCCACAGACUUGACUCUUAUGAUGAUUCUGCCCACAACUAUUAUCCAUCUCACGACGAUUCGGACGACAUUGCGGAUGAAUAUGAAUAUGGUCCUUCCAGCAGCACGGAAGGAGGAUACUCAGGAUACGCCUCCACGGAUUACCUAGGAUCAUCCUCCGCUUCGGUCCCCAGAUACCAGCCAGGUCAGCAUCUUGCGCCCAUACAUACAGGAGAAACAUUACAGUUUGAUGAACAUUCAACACUUUAUACGCAAAGUAAUCCUUCUUCCACGCUGUCCUACGCGCAGAAUUCACAAUCACAUAAUAAUUCUGUGUCGGAGGAGUACUUUGGCUACCAACCAGAAUAUUCUGCAGCCUCAAAUCAUUCCUAUGCUUCUCAUUCCUAUACUUCAGCUGGGUCCGCUUAUUCAUCUACAACUGGGCUUCGAAGCGUUCCUCCUCCGCGGUCUCGGUCUCCGACUCCCGCUGGGGAUGAUGAAGACUAUUAUGUUGUCGGGAAUGACAGCGUUCACUACACAGGAGGACUACAUGACCCGGAAAAAGCAGAUGACUACAACAAUUACUACAACUAUUCAUCCUAUGACUCUCGAUACGCUUACGACUCUCUCCCUACUCCGACCGAACCCAUAACCCCCGUCGAGACACGUCAUUUUGGUCCUGCCCCAAGUGGUCGAGUCACGCGUAGACACAAUAUGAAGAAACGAGUGCAGUUGACUAGAGGGAAUCUGGUCUUGGAACUCCCUGUCCCUCCAAAUUUAGUUCUACCACGCAUGGGAGAGCCAGAGAUGAUGCAGACGCGGUAUACCGCUGUGACGUGUGAUCCGGAUGAUUUUUCAAAGCAGGGAUUCUCAUUGAGGCAGGUGGAGAUGCAGAGGACGACGGAAAUGUUUAUCGUGAUUACGAUGUAUAAUGAGGACGAGAUUCUAUUUUGUCGAACCGUCUAUGGUGUCAUGAAAAAUAUUCAGCAUUUGUGUACGCGGAAAAGCUCGCAGACAUGGGGAGCUGAUGCUUGGAAAAAGGUAGUAGUCUGCAUCGUCGCCGACGGCCGAAAAAAGAUUCACCCGCGCGUCCUCGACUGCCUCACCCUUCUAGGAGUCUACCAACCCGGACCUUACAUGAAGAACUUUAUCGACGACAAGGAAGUCACCGCGCACUUGUUCGAAUACACCGCGUCGUUCGGGUUGGACCCGAACUUGCAUUUCAAGUAUCCGGACAAAGGGAUCGUACCGACCCAGAUCAUAUUCUGCAUGAAGGAGAAGAACCAGAGGAAGAUUAAUAGUCAUAGGUGGUUCUUCAAUGCUUUUGCAAGCGUUUUGCAGCCAAACGUCUGCGUAUUGCUCGAUGUCGGAACACGACCAGGGAAUAAAAGUAUCUAUCGACUUUGGAAGACUUUUGACCUCAAUUCUAAUGUGGCGGGAGCGUGUGGCGAGAUUUCCGCGUACAAGGGCAAGAAUUGGUCUUUACUCUUGAAUCCGCUUGUUGCGGCACAGAACUUUGAGUACAAGAUCAGUUGUAUAUUGGACAAACCCACUGAGAGUUUGUUUGGGUACAUCAGCGUUCUUCCAGGCGCGUUUUCUGCGUACAGAUAUAUUGCACUACAGAACAACGAGAAAGGCGUCGGUCCACUGGCGAGUUAUUUCAAGGGAGAGGUUCUCCAUGGGCGUGAUACGGAUAUUUUCACUUCCAAUAUGUAUCUCGCUGAAGAUCGCAUUCUCUGUUUUGAACUUGUGGCAAAAGCUCAGUCGAACUGGAUCCUCAAAUACGUUAAAGGUGCAGUCGGCGAAACCGAUGUCCCCGACUCCCUUCCCGAGUUCAUUAGCCAGCGUCGACGGUGGUUGAACGGCUCGUUCUUCGCAGCAACGUAUGCAAUUACCCAUGUUGGGCAGAUCAUGCGCUCAGGGCAUAGCGCGGCGAGGAAGGUUGUGUUGUUGUGUGAGACGAUAUAUAAUAUUAUUAGUAUCAUAUUUGCUUGGUUCAGUAUUGGAAAUUUUUAUUUGUUCUUUGUGGUAUUAACGUCGUCGUUGGAGGAUGAAUCUUUUGGGAUGACUUGGAUCAAAGACGUCAAUCCCAUAAUACAGUACUUUCUAGCAUUCAUGAUCGCUGCGUGUUUCCUGUUCUCCAUGGGCAACAAGCCUCAAGCGUCGAAGUUCAAAUACCUACUCAUGACUAUUCUUCUUGCUCUCUCCAUGGUCUACAUGUCCUUCGCUGCUGUCAAAUGUUCGAUCAAAGCAGCGCAACAAGGAGGGAGUGCUAACUCGGUGAUGCUUUUCAGCGUGAUUAUAACCUAUGGAUUAUGGGCCACUAGCAGCGUGCUAGCAUUCGAUCCGUGGCAUAUGCUCACCAGUUUCAUUCCGUAUAUGUUACUCUCGCCGACGUAUAUCAAUAUUUUGAACAUAUACGCAUUCUCAAAUCUCGACGAUAUUUCCUGGGGAACGAAACAAGAUUCAGUGGAAAUCGACCUGGGGGCGGUGAUGAAUAUUGGGAAAUCCCAGGUCGAUGUAGAGUUGUUUUCAACGGCUGCGGAUGUGAAUGAGAUAUACCAGGAGGCUAUAGAGAGUUUGAAGCAGAAGAAAAUGAAAAAAGUUCCUGCGAAACGGAAUGGGAGACCUACGAUAAGUGCGGCUGAAAAGGAGCAGGCGGCGAAGGAUUAUUAUGCGAAUGUGAGGACAAACGUUCUGCUCCUCUGGGUGGUUUCCAACUGUCUCUUGAUCAUUGCCAUACUCAAGGGCAGUGACACUUCCGGAACGUUUGGCGACUCCAAUUCAACUGGAAGGGUGAAGGCGUACUUAAUUUUCAUAUUGGUGUUCACCACUAUAACCAAUUUGGUUCGAUUUAUUGGUUCUACGUUUUAUCUUCUAGUUAGGUUAAUAACGGGAUAAUUGUAACUUCAACAAGGGACAUAUGUAUAAGUGAUGUGACGUAUACAAGACUUUCAGAAGAUCGAUUAUUAGUAUCUUGGGGGACUAGACAAAAAUAUUUUGGUCUAUGUACAUGUUCACUGCCAAUGCGAAAUCACGAAG
Molecule: messenger RNA, 3246 nt
Organism: Lentinula edodes (shiitake mushroom)
Lineage: Eukaryota; Fungi; Basidiomycota; Agaricomycetes; Agaricales; Omphalotaceae
Product: chitin synthase-domain-containing protein
Exons: 19
Coding region: 220-3105 (961 amino acids)
Cellular component (GO): cell septum; cell periphery
Molecular function (GO): chitin synthase activity
Source: RefSeq, a predicted model, not a curated record